GUGAACCUGAGCUGUCCAAAUCUCUGUUUCUGUUCUCAUGCAAAAAGGCCAUUUGCAUGCGUCAAAAAAUUCAAACUUACUGUCAUUGCGGAAAUUUCUAGAUGCAACUGGAUGUUCCUUUGCCGCUGUAUUAAGCGAGAAAAUGUACUGACAGCAUCGAAAUUUCUAUGUGAUUGAUAAAUGCAAGAUUGCCAAGUAUAACACACUUUUUUACUACCUGUGAAAAUAAAUAGAUUUGCAAAAAAAUGUCACACUUCCUCUUUUUUGGAAAAGGAAAAGCCGCGUUCAUCCGGACGCUCCUUGCAGUGGUAUCGACUACUGCGUCUACUUCGUUUUUCGCCUCCGGUCUAGAAUUGAAACGCCUCACCACCACAAAAGCCCCGGCGAAGGCGCUACGGGGUGUGGAUGGCUCUGGUGUUGUUGCAGGACUGCAUGAUCGUGGUGUUGUAGGUUCGCAGGCUGGUGGUCUUGUCCACGACGAGAACCCGGAGAACCGAGGAGCGGGCCAACGAUCACAAGACCAAGAUGACCUCGACACAACGGCGCAGAGUUACUCACCGCAGAGAAAAAGGCCAACUGUACUAGCACCGUCUCAAGAAGAACGCCCUCCUCUACCAGUGGGGCUAUUGCCUGCCGAGAGGGUCACUCUUGUGCCAGAAAGUUCUCGUGAAGACCGAUCUAAUGCCCCUCAGCCUGUAUCACCAGGUCAAGGAGAGCAUCCCCAAGGAAAGCUCGAACAUCUGGCACAGUCCGCAGAUCAUCAUCAUGAAAGUCUUCCGAGGAUCCGGGCAGCUGGUUUGCAGAAGCAGCAGCCAGACCGAAAUAAAGGGAAAGCAGCGGUUUCUGUUGAUGGAUUUCCCGAGGAACUGCAAGAGGAACCGUUUUUGGUCCCCACCGUAGUUCCUCCCUCAGCCAGUUCCGCCACCUCGAGCACCGGAAGUUUUUCCUCCACGCCCGCGCCCACGGUUUCCCAGGACGCGGCGCAACUGAAUAUCGAUCAUUUGGUGCUUCCUGCUGGUACACUUACAACCCCGCCUGAGCAAUUCGUGGACGAUUUUGUGGGCGACGGAGCUCAUGACUCGAGGAGUCGUGGUUGGUCAGUCAUGCAGCUAGAGGCAGCCAGGGGAAGGGGAUCACCUACAGCAACUUUACCGUUACGACCUCGACAUCAUCUUGUCCCCGCAACAAGCGCUCUGUCGCUUUCCGAGUCGUUAGCUUCCUCUAGUACAGAUCGAGCCACGUUUGGCCUUGGCGGAACAAGCAGAAUUCAUGUCCCCGAGACCACGAGGGCAAACAACUGGGCGGUGCUGAGUUAUGCACGCGGCCCUGCUCCGGCCUCUCCUGUAAUCCCACCCCCACGAGUUGUACCGCCGGAGAUCGCUACAGUAGAAGAGCGCGAUUGGUCCAAACUUAGGUCGCGCGAGUCUGAAUUUUCCGGCAAGGGAUUAUAUGGGCAAGCGAGCAGUCGUGAGGCCGCUGAAGAGUUUGCAGCGGCGGGAAAGCAACGAUAUCCUGCGCAAAAGAAAAAGGACGUGUCUUCACCAAAAGCAAAACUCUGGAAGCAGCGCCCUUCCGUUCGUAAAGACACAAAGCAAAGCCAAAGUACACACAGUGACGCAAAAGACACUUCUCCACGACCGGUUCUCCCGAGGCCCCAAAGUUUCGCGGAGGGACAGCUGUUGAAAACGCAGCCGUGUAUCCCAAUGAAAAAUCCCACCUCCCCAUAUCAAAAGGAAGUUUCUGAUGCUGGAUUUGCGUAUACAAAUCAGGUUUGUCUUGCUGUAGAGGACUGCAGGCUCCUGCCAAGCCUGAGUAGAGAGCUUUUGGCCUAGGCGCUUAGCAUGAGAAACGACUAUGCUGUAGGUCCAACAGCAUCACAAACCGCCUGCAUAAUGCGGCAGAGCUUGCGGAGUUGUCUUCUUGCAAGACAGACGUGAUUUGUGGUCUCAAAGCAGCAAGACAAAAUAGCGGGGUCAUGCCUUUUCGAUAUGGGGAGGGGGGAUUUUUCCUCUCAAUACCGUGUGUACGGUUUUUCCAGACGGGCGCGUGCCAAUGGGGAAAGCACUGCAAUUUCUACCACACGAUUGAUGAAAAGAAGCCCCCGGUCGACCUGCGCAAAACGAGACUCUGUCCCACCGUCUGCGACGGCAAAUUUCGCGAGGGCAAGUACCCGGCUGGGUUUUGGUGUCCGGGGGCGGCGACGUGUCCCUACGCGCACAGCGAGAAGGAGUUGCGACUGGAUCCCAUGGUCUACAAAUCAAAAAGGUGCUUGUUUUACGCCCGUGGGCAUUGCCGGAAGGGGGCAAACUGUACCCACUAUCACUCGGAGACGGAGCGAAUACACUACGAACACAAAAGACAGGACAUGCUUCGGGAGAAGGCCGCACAAAAGAUGCAGCAUGACUUUUUGGAUGGUGCACGACCUGGAACGGCUGCUGGAGGUGCUUCAGCUGGUUUUUCAUUCUCGCCCCCCGCAGCUCCGUCGGAAGAAGAGCGCGGCCGUCGGAUGGAUACCGGAGUUACUGCUUCUGCUGCGUCGUCGCGUUGGGACGGCGGCGGAAAGAUGGGCUUUGCAAAUCAGUUUGGUUCCGGCACUUCCGCUGUUUCUGCAGCACCUGCGACUGAAGGGCUCCAAGGUAUUCUGGUGGGGCCAUCAGCAGCUUCGUCGUCCAGCUCUUCCGCUACUUACUUUGAGCCAUUGCAUUCGAGCUCGGCGCCAGCAACAGCAUCAGCACCUUACAGUCACCGCUCACUGCCACCCGGCCUGGACUUUUGCUUUCCCGCCACUGCCCGUCCGUCCUACUCCGUCACGACCUUGCCUCGCGACAUCGUCGGGUUUUGUGAGAAUAUGCGGAAAUAUAGCGAAGCUCAAGACCAGGGGCAACACCGAGAACCGGCGAAGAGUUCAGGCCUUCGUCCCCCAAGCUGCUCCGCGCUGCCUUCCACGCACUUAUCAGAAAUUCCGCCUCAAGGAGUAGAUCAACAACGUGAAUCGCACCCGGCGACAGUGACAGAAAAUACACCAGCAACUCCUGCUGUGGAUCUCGAUUUUUGUUCGCAACAGGUCGAGCUACGCACAGCCACAAGCGGUUUUUCCAGCGGCGAUUCGAGCAUCGGAAAAUCCAGUGGCGAAAAGUCUUCCUGUGAGUGUAGUAGCUCGAGCGAGGAGCAAUUUUUUUGGACCCCGGAGGGACAAGACAACGCAGCUGCGGGGACGGAAGAUGAUGGAGAAGUUAUGACCGCAGCAAUGCAUCAACUAGCGAUUGCUCAUUUCGACUUCGGGCACCAGGUUUUAGCGCAGGAGCAGGCAUUAUAUCAAGAUGUCGACAUGGAUAAAGAAGAACAUCGACCGAGGACCGCGUUUUCAUCCCCCGAGGCGAAGACGUGCCUUGUGGUCGACUGUAAAGACGAUGAAUCGAAAUCGCAGCCAUGGACAUGCGCUGCGUUAGUCAAGGAGGAAGAUGAAGGGCGUACACAGGCUUGGCCCAUCAAAACAAGUAGCACCAAGUCAGGGCGGAAUAAGAUGAGCACGCCGUUGUUGGCGAACGCUAGCAGCAGUAAGAGCACACCCAUAAUGCCGAAAGCGCUAGCUGCGGCCACUGAAGCUCUUCGCUUCGCGUCGAAUCUUUCACAGGCGAUCCUUUCUUCAGAAGGAGCAGCAGGAAGUUCUCCUUCUGUUCCUGCAGAUUCGAUGCGCGGGUGUGGCUGCACGGUUCCGGGGGAGAAGAGGAGCACCACGUUUGAAACGGAACCUGUGUACUUGCGGGGUAUCAAAAUGGAAGAAAUAAUUUCUUCACUCAUGGCUCGCUCCUGCACAACAGCAACAUGUGAUGUGUGUCGAUGUUUUUUGAUGGCUUCAAAAGGCAAAUUGUGUAGAGAGGUUAUGGUCUUCCCCGAGUGCGCUUCCCGUUUUCUUGAUGCGGUAGGUUAGGAUGCGUGGCAAAACAAAAACGACAUCAUAUUAAUAUGUAUCGCCAUGAUGAAUUACUGAUUCAUCAUUAGCCUCUCUAAUUCAGAAUUAGAGAGGCGAAAACGCUGGUUGCUCCUGUGGUGAAGAUUCGUUCAGUUUUCGUUGCAUAGCAUUCGCCUCACUCCCUCCAUAUCCAGCUCCGUUUGUGUUAGGCUCUUCUCCUGUAGUUGCGGGUCCAGAUGUGAUCGAAGCUCGUGAAGAUCGCCCACUAUUGCGUCACUUCACUCAGUUUCACACUUCCUCUCUACCACCGCAUCUUGGGCGCCAACCACAUGCGGCAAACAACCUGCAGCAACCGUUGCGUCCGAAAUUUGAUUUGCGGUUGGAAAAUUUCUUGCAAGGUGACGGGCGGGAGGAUCUUGUUGAUACAUCUAUGCAGAAUUGUCGGGAUGGAGUGAAGCAACGAAACGUCGCUGUAGCUGCUUCCGCGGCGUCAUCUUCUGCCUCCGGCAUGAUUACCAGCGUACCACCACCUGGUCACAUGUCCAAGUCUGCGACUCCGAAGAAGAAACAGAAUCCGAAUUCCCGGCAAAAUAGGCACGCCUCUCCCGAUCAGCAAUUAGAAACAAAGGAGGUGAACGCAGUAGGAGCAUUCGCAGGACCUUUGCUUCUGCAUUCACAUCUAGCUGCUGCGGAGGCACCUGCACUUUAUAAUGCCGCGCAACAACCACUAUCUCAGCACUCGCCUCCUCGGCAACAGAGCCCUGCGUGUAGCAGUCUCGGGAGAGAGUUGGUCAGUAGAAACCACCGAUUUGAACAAGAUGGGAGAGAACACCAUGGACAAGCCGCAGCCGCCGUCGACGCAUCUUCAUCAAGUUCGGUCAUUGCGAAUCAGAAAAAGUCCUCUGACGCCAGCAGUACUAUCAGCGUCCCUGAAAAACAACUUUGGAAAACGAAGUACUGCGAGCCGCAUUUGUGCCAGUUCCGGGACAACCCGAGCGAAGCUGCAAGAUGUUGCCCCUACGCGCACUCUAGAGAGGAGCUGCGGCCGCGGCCGGAUUUCCGGAAGACGUCGUUGUGUGCGACGUUCGCGAAAAGUGGGUCGUGCAAGAACGGGUUGAAGUGCAGAUACGCGCAUUCUGCGGAGGAAAGAGCGCAGUAUUUGAAUGCGGAUUUGAGGGGGACGAAGAUUUGCGAGUUUUACGCGACGUUGGGCCGGUGCAAACACGGGAAGAAUUGUAUGCGAUGAAACCAACGUAUCGGUCAGCGUCACUCAAACGACAUAAGUAAGUAGUGUUUUCAGGCAAACACUCACCGAGCACUUAAUUUUUUCCCGUGCAUCUUGGAUAAUAAAUCUUGCUGCGGAGCCCGAAAACUUUCUAGAAGUGUGCCGCAGGCCCAGGCGAAUAAGAGCCAGAGCGAUAGAAGUAGAGUCCAAUGAAGGUUGAAAGAUUGAAUCCAAGUUUGCAGACGGCGCUGACAAGAUUGCAAAGGCUUCAUAACUUGCUCGCACUCACACAUUUCAAAGGAGAAGUUUCGGUGUGCGAUCUGGCUAAACGCUGAUGCCUAAAAAUUAGCCAAGUACCGGAAGCAAGGAAGCGUAAACGGCGAGCUGUGCACGAAUGCGGUUUGAGGAGAACAAAGCCGCUACCUUUGUAUCGUUUGUCUUACUAGUAUGCGACGCAUAUCUAUGUUUAGUCAAUUGCCUAGACCUAUGACGGAGACGAUGGCGUCAGCAGUAGGUCAAGUCCGCCAUUGCCCCAAUGAGCGAAAAUGUUUCGCCUUUUUUACUCGAUGCAGUUGAGCAGGGAAGCUAAAAUCUGAUUUCCAUGCAUACCCUUCUGAGACAGGGAUGUUUGGGGGUUGGGAAGUUUAAGGCAUAAUUGCCCAUCCUUAUCAGACCGUGAACGUGAUGGGCGAUCUACUUUCGGGAGAUUCCGGCAAAUAGGAAUGUAUGUACCAUCGCUUUACCUGACGCGCUUUUUAGAUUAGCUGUAAAACAGUAGGCAUUACUGCACUAGACGUAGAGAUAACAGCUUGAGGCUACACUACUCAGCAUGAGAUGCUGUUCCCCAGCCGAGCGGUCCUGGGCAGAUUUCUCUCACGGAGUCGCAGCCGUUGCUACGAUUGAAACUGGUAUCGAUGAAGUGUUGUAAUGCCUUAUAGCCAUUCAUUGGUACGCUCAGGUGGGACCGCGGACAUUUGCGCUGAGGAUUGUUGAAAAUUAGCAAAUUUGUGUGUAGUAAGGCCCUCCCCGCUUGGUUCGAGUGAUCGUGAUCCAACUAGCUCGUUCCCGGUUGCGACAGCCACUCCUGCGUGUGCGUGCUGUUUCUUUGUCACAAAAGCGCGCGUGGUGUCUUUUUGCUACUUUGUAUGGAUUCGCCAGCAUUGUUUGGCCUUGGCGUCGGCUGUCGUUGGUGCAAACGCUUACUCGCUUGAAAGUCGGUUGCUGGUUAGAGGGAAACUUCGUUUACGAAUGCUUCAGCUGCAUGGGAGAGAUACGAAUACAUGCGCGAGGUAGUGCCGGGGUAGUGACUUCUAGUCAUCGAACUCGAAGCAGUUUACAUAAAUAUGUUUAUUACAACAUCAACUUCUACUUGCUCUUGCACGAGAGAUCGAUAUCACGAGGCCACGGUCACGACGCUCUUUGAACUUGCCCUUCGUCCUGCAUACAAAAA
Amoebophrya sp. A120 is the source of this 6588-nucleotide messenger RNA. The record is from the annotation of a GenBank genome assembly. NCBI's taxonomy places the organism in Eukaryota, Dinophyceae, Syndiniales, Amoebophryaceae.